Misgurnus anguillicaudatus (oriental weatherfish) is the source of this 6473-nucleotide messenger RNA. NCBI's taxonomy places the organism in Eukaryota, Metazoa, Chordata, Actinopteri, Cypriniformes, Cobitidae. The record is from RefSeq and is a predicted model, not a curated record.
CAGAGCGGGACAGUGUGUGUGUGUGCGUGCGUGCGUGCGUGCGCGUGCACAAGUGAGGCGAGGGGGAGCGCGCAGCAUUGCAGCUGUAAAUGUGACUCCGGUGGCUUUUACAUCCACUUGGAAACUUGCCCGAGAUGGAGAGCAAAAGAUGUCAGCAUCAUCCAGCACGAUGUCCCGUGUCUGGAGUUUUCCAGGGAUGAACUGACUCAUGUGUGGGUCAGUAGGGUCUGAUGAGGAGAUAUGGGAGACGGACAGUCAGAGAUGUGUAAAGCGCACACCCUGUUCGAUGCCUUUGUGCUGGCCGCCACGUGCAGGGAAACUCUUAAGGCGUUUGAAGAACUGUGCAAAGAACUCAAUCUUAAUUCGAGUGGGCAGCCUCAGUUCUACCACACACUGAGAAACAAACUGCACUACUGGAAAGCCAAAGCAUUAUGGGCCAAACUGGACAAACGUGCCAGCCAAAAAGAGUACAUGAGAGGCCAUGCAUGCGCUAACACCACGUGUUUGAUCAUAGGAGCGGGGCCAUGUGGAUUGAGGACAGCUAUAGAGUUGGGUUUCUUGGGUGCUCGAGUGGUUCUGGUGGAAAAGAGAGACGCUUUCUCGAGAAACAACGUACUGCACCUCUGGCCCUUCACCAUUCAGGACCUUCGUGGUCUCGGAGCCAAAAAGUUUUAUGGAAAGUUCUGUGCUGGAGCCAUAGACCAUAUCAGUAUUCGACAGCUGCAGCUGAUGCUUUUAAAAGUUGCCUUGUUAUUGGGUGUUGAGAUUCAUGUGAAUGUGGAGUUCAAACAUCUGUUGGAACCUCCAGAGAAUCAGGACGACCAAAGGCUUGGUUGGAGAGCAGAGGUAAACCCUCAGUCUCAUCCGGUCAGACAGGUGGAGUUUGACGUGGUUAUCGGAGCAGAUGGGAGAAGAAACACUUUACCAGGGUUUCGCAGGAAGGAGUUUCGAGGGAAACUGGCUAUUGCCAUCACUGCAAAUUUCAUCAAUCGUAACACAACCGCUGAGGCUAAAGUAGAGGAGAUCAGCGGAGUGGCCUUUAUCUUCAACCAGAGAUUCUUCCAAGACCUACGCAAAGCCACAGGAAUUGAUCUGGAGAAUAUUGUAUAUUACAAAGACGACACUCACUACUUUGUCAUGACAGCCAAAAAACAAAGUCUUCUGGAUAAAGGAGUGAUACUGCAUGAUUAUACAGACACAGAGACGUUACUGUCCAGGAAGAAUGUGGACCAGAAUGCACUUCUCUCCUAUGCUCGUGAAGCGGCUGACUUUUCUACAAAUCAGCAGCUUCCUACCUUGGAUUUUGCCAUCAACCACUAUGGGCAGCCAGAUGUGGCCAUGUUUGACUUCACCUGCAUGUACGCAUCUGAAAACGCGGCAUUAGUGCGACAGCGUAGGGGACACCCGCUGCUGGUUGCUUUGGUUGGAGACAGUUUACUGGAGCCCUUUUGGCCAAUGGGAACAGGAAUUGCUCGGGGCUUCCUGGCAGCUAUGGAUACGGCAUGGAUGGUGCGCCGCUGGGGUCAAGGGCUUUCCCCUUUAGAGGUUCUGGCUGAGAGAGAGAGUGUGUAUCGGUUACUUCCUCAGACAACACCUGAGAACGUCAGUAAGAACUACAGUCAGUAUCGCCUGGAUCCAGCAACCCGUUACCCCAACGUCAAUAUGCAACUUAUAAGUGCUGCUCAGGUGUGGCAUCUCGUAGAUACAGGUGAAGGUCCCAUUUUUGGCGUUGACACAGUCAGCUCUCCGCACCCAAGACUUACACGGCAAGAGUCAACAGCCCGUUACAGUAAACUGCUGAGCUGGUGUCAGGAGCAGCUGAAGGGUUAUGUCAACGUUUAUGUGACAGAUUUCACAACAUCAUGGAGAAGUGGCCUGGCCCUGUGCGCCCUCAUCCACAGAUACAGACCUGACCUCAUUGAUUUUGCAUCUCUGAAGGAGAAGGAGGCGGAGUUUAACGGUCAGUUGGGUAUGACUGUGGUGGAGCAGGAAUUUGGUAUUUGUCCUAUAAUGACCGGCAAAGAGAUGAGCACGUUAGAAGAGAGCGACUCUCUCUGCAUGGUCAUGUACCUCAGUCAACUCCACGAGCUUCUUAAAGACACCACGCCAGCUAGUGAGAGCUUGAACUCAGAAGAGAAAGCUGUUGUGUUCUCCAGCCCCAGGUCACCUAUCGCACUACUCAGCAAACUGGGACAGAGUUUGUCCCGCAAGCGCAAUCCCAAGGAUAAGAAAGAGAAGGACACAGACAGUAUUGGCAAAAGGAGAAAAACAAGCCAGGAUGACCAGUCAGAUGAGGACAUUCCUCAUGACAGCAAAGAUGAUCAGACACCAGUGAUGACGCCCGGGUCAGAAACAAAGUUGGCUGAGGGUCACAGCAAGGUUCGGACCAUGGCCACGCUACUGCUGGCUAAAUUUGAGGAGAGCGCGCCAUCAGCAUCAGCCACUGCAAUACGCAGACAGAGCUACAUUCAGAUGUAUACGGGUGGAGUGAGCUCAUUGGCUCAGCAGAUAGCCAAUCAGAUUCAGAGUCAGAUGGACCAAGCUCCUAAACUCCUUCACAGGAGGGAGUUGGGCUCUCAAAAGAAGGAGUUUCCCGUGAAUGUCGGUGGCAGUGAUGUGUGUUAUUUCUGCACCCGGCGUGUUUAUGUUAUGGAGAGGUUAAGCGCAGAAGGAAAGUUUUUUCACAGAAGCUGCUUCCAAUGUGACCACUGCAGCUCCACGCUACGCCUCUCAAACUAUGCCUACGAUCAGAUACACGGAAAAUUUUACUGUAAGCAUCACUUCACUUUCAGACUGGCUGGAAUGACUCAGAGAAAGCGUCCGGCCCCGACAGCGGCCCAGAUUCCUGUUCAGGCAGCCCCUGCACCAUCGUCAGCUUCUACUUCUCUGUCCUCACCGGGGUCAGUGGGCACAGCGAGUCCUCCAGAGUGCUGGUCCAGCUCACGCCCAGACCUGGCAUCCAGCCUGGCCAAACGAUUGUGUGGUACUCCUGAGCGCAUUGAGUUGGAGAACUACAAACCCUGUUUGCAGCAACAGAACAGCCUUCUUCAGGAGGUUCCUGAGGAGAUGCUGGCACAACACAACCUCAGUGCCAGCCUACAGGAGAAAAACUCUGAUGAACAGUCGAGUAGCUCAGAGUCAGAGAUAGAGGAAGAGGAGCUUUCAUGGAAGCAGGAGGAGGAGCCAUUUGAAAAUACCAAUGAAGAAAAUGUGUUGGAAUCAGGGGAGGGACUAAAUGGGGAAGAGGGAGGGGAAAGUCAGAAAAGACAAGGGGACGAACAGAAAGAAGAAGAAGAAGAAGAAGAAGAGGUGGUUUCAGAAGAAGAAAAUGAGGAGGAGGAAGGGGAAUCUAGUGAUGAGGGUGAAUACUGCCCUUGGCAGAGGGAACGUCUCUCAGGGGUGUGGCUUGAGGAAGAGGAGGCGGGGUUUGUUAAAGAGUUAUGCAGUGUUGAACAGAAUAUAGAGACCUUCUCAGACAGAGAGUCCAAACCAUGUGACCAACAUAAACAAGAAGAGUCAAGUCCAAUCCACCAAUCACCUGCAGAAUCGACAGAGUCUCCGCCCUCCCUGAAACACACUGCACUAGAAGCAGACUCAGGUCCCAGCAGUCCCAGUUCCACACCCAAACCGGACAUUGAGAACCCAUCUGUCAAGAAAUCAGAGAUCAUAGAGGAGUUCUGGCUCAAGAGUGCUGAGAUCCGGAAGUCUCUGGGCCUGACCCCACUGUCCAAAGACCUCGUGGAAGUUUCCUCAACCCAAAAAUCCACCAGUAAAGAAAGCUUUUACACUUCAGUCACUUACAUACCAUCCUCCAAUACCUCUCCAUCAGAUUCUGUCUAUCAAAUGCCAAAAAACAUUGAGAAAAACACUACAUCUGGACAAUCUCACACUAUGGAUGGUGAAGCCGGUUUUGGAUUAGAAGAUGCUAUAAAUCGCUGCUCUGUAAUUCACAGACUCAGCAUUACUGUAGAAGGUUGCGUGAUGUCUGACAAACAAGGUUCAGAUCCUGAUACAAUCUCUUUUAGUCCGGGAGCGAUUCAGGGACUUUCAAAUACAGAUGCAGGCUUUUUGACUCCACCCUACAGCCCCAUUGCCAAGCAGUGUGGUGCCACAGGCCAAUCUGAACAGCCACUGGAGCGAGAGGUUCUGGUCUGCUCGUCUUCAUGCAUCGUGCCUGUCAGCAAACCAAAACUCAACCAAGCUCAGAGCCUUCCCACAGAUGAAAUAGAGAUCUUGUGCGCAGGCGACGCUGAAGAGUUUCACCCCCAACCGUCUAUGCCAACCAGACUGCCGGAAAGAUGUAACAUUGUGGAAAGCGACAACACGCAGGGUGGCAUAGAUAAGCGCGGACACAGCAGGACGCUUCCAGACCGCGUGGUCGCUCCGCUGCUGGCAGGUGGACCGGAGGUCAGGCUGCGCAGGUCGGAGAUGAAACUGUGGGGUGCUGACACAGGUGUGGAAGAAAAGGAGAAAAAACGCAAUUUGUUGUUUUCACCUCGUAAAAGUAGGAAAAGCUUGAAUGCGGUAGAGACGCAGCAGGAGCCAGGGAAGCAGAAGUCUCUCUGGAAGACUGUGUUUUCUGUAUAUAAGAAGGACAAGAAGAGGAAGAACGCAGGGACUGACACGCUACCAGCCGCUGCUAACAAUGAGAGCAAGAGAAAAGGACCGGGUAUCAGCAGAACAACAGAUUUGUGCUUCAGGAAGAAUCCUAGUUUCUCUGAGGACACAGAUUUGUCCUGCACUGCUGUUUUAGAGAGGUGUCCACUGAGAACUCAGUUGAGUCAGGAGCUGUCUGACAUCAGAUCAGACAUUCAGAAAAAAACUAUAUUUGAGGAGGUACAAGAAUGGGAUGAGGUACCAAACCUGACAUCCAGAAAGUCUUUUUAUGUGCCUCACGCGUUGGCGUUCAAGAAAGCCUACGGCAUUAAGAAACAAAGCGUUAAACCAGAGCAUCCCAUGAAGGUUGCUACCCCUGAGUCAUCGCGCUCUACAGAAGUGCUGGGUGUAUGGGUGGUGUUUCCAGACCCGUCCAGUAUAAGUGUGUGUACCACGCUGUUUCAGAAGGCAGAAACGGAGGAGGAACUCAAUGCCAAGCUGACCCGACGAGUUCAGAGAGCAGCGCGGAGACAAGCCAAACAGGAGGAGCUGCGGAGAUUGCACAGAGCUCAGAUAAUCCAACGUCAGUUGGAGCAAGUUGAGGUAAAGCAGAGGCAGCUGGAGGAGAAGGGCGUUGCUGUAGAGAAAGCCUUGAGAGGGGAAGCAGACUUCUGGGAAGAUUCUAGUACAUCUGACCUCUUGGACAUACAUCUGGGUGUGGAGCCCGUCCUGGGUUCUCCUCGUAGAAGGCCCGUUUAUCUCUGUCCGUGCUGUUCUUCAGAAGCCAAACCUACAGGGUCAGAACACGAUCACUCCAUGUAUAUCUGUACCGUCUUUUUCCUUUACGUUGUGCAAGAACCUCCACUUCACCUGCUAAGGAUGGGGAAGAAAGAUGACCCGAGUCUGAUGCAUCAGUGGUUUAAGCUGGUUCAGGAGAAGAACGCUCUUGUGCGCUAUGAAUCGGAGCUCAUGAUAUUUGCACGUGAGCUGGAGCUUGAGGACAGACAGAGUCGACUACAGCAGGAGCUCAGAGAGCGAAUGGCAGUGGAUGACCAUCUGAAAGGAGAGGAGGAGCUGGCUGAGGAGAGUCGUAUUUUGAGCGAGAUGUUGGAUGUUGUGGAGCAGCGGGAUGCCCUGGUGGCUCUGCUGGAGGAGCAGAGAGUCAGAGAGAGAGAGGAGGACAAUGAUCUAGAGGCGGUGAUGCUGUCUAAGGGCUUUAGUUUGCACUGGGACUGAAUCGAUUUGCACAUGCACGAUUUGCAUCAUACAGCUGGAAGGGCUGCGCCAUGUCAAAAGUAUGCAGCUGCUUUUUUUCAUUGGCCACACAGACUCUUCCACCUGCACUCCGGGCUACAAUUACAGCGGUACUUACAUGCUUUGCUGUUUUAUUGAUAUACACCAGGACUCUCAGUUAUCUGAAGUGCAAAAUGAAGUUCUUUGGGGAUAAGUGGAGUCUUGCUGCCAAAUAAUGCUACUGCUAUGCUACUAUGCAAAGGAACAUCAGUCUUUUAUUUGAUUUUACUUGGUUUUUAUUUUUACUUAUUAUACACAUUCAGCCAUAUUGUCAGUGUAUAGUAAUUUCAAUUCAGACUUACGCAUGUAAAAAUAGAGAAGAAAUAAGGCCUGUCUUAAUGCAUAGCUGGGUUGUUGUUAAAACUAUUUUUUAAAUGGAUAACAUGCAUACUAACCUCACACACUGAUUGUAAUACAAAGGCAAGUAACGAAUGUAUUGACUAAUAAGUGUUUUACAAUUAUUUUGGUUUGAUCCGGGAACAGGUAAAAUAACUUUUCUCAUAAGGUUUGCUUUACAGCAUUUGUUUUAAUUUUAUUCUGUCCUGUAACACUUGCAAUAAACUUUUCAUUUGAAUGAAAUUACA